Molecule: messenger RNA, 1375 nt
Organism: Cynoglossus semilaevis (tongue sole)
Lineage: Eukaryota; Metazoa; Chordata; Actinopteri; Pleuronectiformes; Cynoglossidae
Product: protein FAM107B-like
Exons: 5
Coding region: 441-959 (172 amino acids)
Biological process (GO): actin filament polymerization; regulation of actin cytoskeleton organization; actin filament bundle assembly
Cellular component (GO): stress fiber; synapse; neuron projection
Source: RefSeq, a predicted model, not a curated record
UUGAAUUUCAGGUUUCGAGUCUGAGGAGUUGGGUCAUAGGUUUUGAGGUUUCAUGUGUCUCCAUUCUGGGUUUAAAGUCUAAAAUAUUUUUUUUUCCCAAUGUCAGAUUUUGAAUCUUAUUUUGUAGGGUUCUAAUUUUGAUUCUCGUGGUUCCCAUUGUCCAGUUCUGGUAGUUCCAGGGUCUAAAGAUCUCAUUCUCAUAUGUCUGGGUCUCGCAGUCACAGUUUGGAUUUUGGUCACUCUUCGAAUCAGCCGAGGGGUUUUCAGAGUCUUACUCUCAUGGUCAGAGAUUCUGGUCUUCACACUUUCACAUUUUAGUUGGGGAAUAAUGAGCUUCAAAGGAGACAAGGAGUGAAGUGAAGCAUCGAAAGAACAAGCAAGAGGAGUUGGACGAGCAAGAAAAAAAAAGGGACAAGACCCGAAACCCAGAAGAAGAGCAGAUGGAUGUGAAAGGAAGCAGCGGCUCAGAUAAGGAGGAACUGAAAACGUCUGGGUACAGAGAUCCGCAGCAGACCCAGGGCGUCCAAACGGGGCCGUCACCGCUGUCGACCCAUGCUUCCCGGUCCGACUACAGGGAAGGGGACGAGGAUGACGACCUCAUCAAACCCAGGAAACUGGUGAAUCCAGUCAAAGCUUCACGAAGUCACCAGGAGCUUCACCGAGAGCUGCUGAGCAGCUGCAGGAGAACGGGCGGAGUCAGUGUGGAGCUAAAACCGGAGCUCCACAGGGUCCUUGAGUCCAGGAAACGAGAUCAGCUGCUCAAACAGAGGAAACAGGAAGAGGAAGCUCACAGGAAGAUCUCACCUCUCGAGGCGGAGCUUCAGAAGAGACACAGGAAACUGGAGGAGAUGGAGAAGCAAGAGCAGAAGGAGCACGAAGAAAACCUGAAGGCCCCUGAAUUUGUCAAAGUCAGAGAGAAACUCAGACGAACGUCUUGCAAGGAAGAAAAGGAAGUGUAGAAACUGGGCUCUCCAGGAGGGGGCAGCAGCUCAAAAACUGUCUUCGCGUUUACAGGAGACUCAGGGGACAACAACAACAACUCAAACAGAACAUUCUGGGGACAAGGCAGAUGGACAGUCUGUGGACAAUGAACAGAAUCAAUCUGACACACAGAGGAUAGACGGACAAGGAGCGCUUCUAAGAACAACUAGAAACAAUGGAAGAACCGGUGGCUACAUUAAAGGACAACUUUAUUUGUGUGACUCAAUGUUCUUCACAACAAAAACCGACAUAAAAAAAAUAACAGACUAAUAAACAGUAGCAGAUAAAAUUGAGUAGAAGUGAAAAUAAAACUCUGCCCCGGAGGAACUACCAGUCCUGAUGGCUUUCAGUUUAUAUAAAGGGAACGUUUCUCUUUUCUGGACUUGAAGACUAG